GCUUUCUCGGACGCGAAUGACAGAAGAGUCUGGAGGAAGUCCGUUAGUGAGUGCCGUCACCCUGGUAAAACAAUUGACACAGCACACCCAUUAACUAUGUACUUAUUCCACACAAGUGAGAGUCGUCUUGAAAGCCCACACCUACAAGUGUGUACUUACCAUAGAUAUGCAGCUGCAGCAGGACCCAACACCUCCAGCAGCCGAUCCCGAGAAACACAAACUGAUUCAGCAACACCUGCUCCUUCUGAUCCACACCCUCAAAUGUCGGACUCGAGAACAGCCCUGUAAACUGCCACAUUGUAAUGUGAUGCAAGGCGUGCUGCAACACGUGGAGGUCUGUCGGGCUGGGAGACAGUGCACGGUACCUCACUGCUCGUCGUCCACGCUUCUCAUCAGACACUGGGAACAUUGUUCGAGACAUGACUGUCAUGUGUGCUUGCCCUUAAAGGCAGAAACGGUGUUCAUUAUAGUCUGCUAAAACCAAGCGACCUUCUGUUUUAAGCAGACUGGGUUUACCCUACAGCUUUAGAAACCGAGAAAGUUGUUGUCACCGAAUGCUUAUUGUCAGUGUGAAAAGUAGUCGUGUAGGUUUACAGGAAAAUUUUCUAUGAUGUGUCGAAAAAAUUACAAUUUGGAAUUGCAAAUUUACAAGCACUUUGUAUCGACUUGGAAUUGGUUGGAAAACAAGAAUGGCCUGUCGCAAACUUACAACACAAUUUGAAAAUAAAAAUGGCACAAAUUUUGUGAAUUUACUAGGAUAUUUUCAACGAUGUCCUCUUCAGUGAUUGCACUUAUACAGUAAACUAAAGUGUCAAUGAAAACAGUAAAAAAA
Frankliniella occidentalis (western flower thrips) is the source of this 832-nucleotide messenger RNA. RefSeq names its product histone lysine acetyltransferase CREBBP-like. Bases 97 to 288 code for a protein of 63 amino acids. Gene Ontology annotation, cellular component: transcription regulator complex; histone acetyltransferase complex. Gene Ontology annotation, molecular function: chromatin DNA binding; transcription coactivator activity; histone acetyltransferase activity. The transcript is spliced from 3 exons. NCBI's taxonomy places the organism in Eukaryota, Metazoa, Arthropoda, Insecta, Thysanoptera, Thripidae. Gene Ontology annotation, biological process: positive regulation of transcription by RNA polymerase II. The record is from RefSeq and is a predicted model, not a curated record.